This is a messenger RNA of Brenthis ino (lesser marbled fritillary), 8022 nucleotides long. The record is from the annotation of a GenBank genome assembly. Lineage: Eukaryota; Metazoa; Arthropoda; Insecta; Lepidoptera; Nymphalidae.
AUGACGAUGCAAUCGCUGAAAUACAGCGAGCGGGAGGAUAUGAUGGAGGGUUUCAGUCCGGUACCUCCUCCGCUCCCGCGGCGCCAGCCAGUCAGGAACAUCUACGCGGAACCCUUCGUAGACCCUAGGAUGGGCGGUACUGGUAUGUCGAGUGGUAUGGGAGGUGGUACUCUUGGUCACUGCCAGCUCGCCAACCAGCCCCUGGUGAUGCCGGGGUUCCCUCUUCGCGCCAGUCAACCGAGUCCUGUGCCAGUGUACUCGCCUUCACGCUUCCAUAUAGACAAGCGAUGUCAACAUCGCUGUACUUGGAAGUGCUUAGCUAUAGCCAUGAUAUGCCUCUGCGUCAUCCUGGCGGCCAUGCUCGCCUACUUUAUAGCAUUAUCGUCAAUUAAAAGUAAUAUAGACAAUUCUAAUUGUAUUCUGGUACAAGAUGUAAAAGCAGUAACACAUUCACACGGGAUUAGAGAUGCUUUAUCAACAUCUUCACCGUCAGAUGAAUCUAUCUCAACGUCAUCUUUAGGUUGGUCAACGACAGCUCAAGCUGCUUUAGAAUCAGCAGUAAUACCGCAACAAGUACAACAAGCUGCCCCGCCACCGUGGUCUCCCGCUUUAGAAGUAAGAGAAUUCGACGAACUGCAUAGUGCAACAAUUCCUGCUUAUCAGUUUUGGAGCUCUGAAUUUCGUAAUAAGCAACCAGCAUUCGUUAGCCUUAAUUUUACUGUUCCAUGGGGAGCUAAUUUUGCUGUCUAUGGAAGAAGAAAUGUCGCUCCUAGUGUAACACAGUACGACUUUGUUGAAUUUAUUCGAGGCGGUCGAGUAGAUCACAGGCUGAGAAGAAGAAGAAGUCCACAUAGAUUUGAAUCCCAUGAACCCACUUUUGUUGACAUGAAGACAUUAUUAAGCACAAUUAGUCCAUUUGAAAGAUGGAAUCAUACUAUCACUAAAAGAUCCACAGAUAUGAGGGUGAAUGUUAGUAUACUGCAAUAUCUCGAUACAGGACGAUGGUUUCUUUCAAUAUACAACGAUGAACUUCAACCACAUCAUGUCGAAAUGAUCGUUUCUGAAGCGGAAGGUGUCACGAAUUCAUGCCCAGAUGACUGUUCCGGUCAUGGAUCUUGUUAUCUUGGAAAAUGUGAAUGUAUGGACGGUUUUGAAGGACACGAUUGCUCAAAAAGCGUAUGCCCCGUCCUUUGCUCUGGUCAUGGUGCAUAUGCUGGAGGAGUAUGUCAUUGCUCAGAAGGUUGGAAAGGGGCAGAGUGUGAUAUUCCUGCACAUGACUGUGAACCCGCUGACUGCUCUGGUCGAGGACAGUGUAUGGCUGGACAAUGUCAUUGUAAAGCUGGAUGGAAGGGAGCAAAAUGUGACGAAGAGGAUUGCCUUGAUCCAACUUGUGGUGGUCACGGUUCAUGUGUCCGCGGUCGUUGCGUUUGUCGCGCUGGAUGGCGUGGCGCAGCGUGUACUGAACGUGACGCGCGUGUACAACGAUGCUUACCCGCCUGCUCUCAAAGAGGUGUAUAUGACUUGGAUGCGGGAAGAUGCGUUUGUGAUCCAUUAUAUACAGGCGAUGAUUGCUCUCAAGUGGUGUGCUCUUUGGAUUGUGGACCACACGGUGUAUGUGCGGAAGGAGUUUGUCGCUGUGAUGAUGGUUGGACAGGUUCAUUGUGUGAUCAACGACCUUGUGAUACUCGUUGCCAUGAACAUGGGCAGUGUAAAAAUGGUACAUGUGUUUGCACUCAAGGCUGGAAUGGGAAACACUGUACUUUACCGGGUUGUCCAAAUGGUUGCUCUCGUCACGGGCAAUGUUUGUUGGAAGAUAGCGUGUACCGGUGUUCGUGCGCAGAUGGCUGGGCUGGAACCGACUGCUCCAUCGCUCUUGAACUCUCUUGUAGUGACAAUGAAGACAACGAUGAAGAUGGCAUGACGGACUGCUCGGACUCUGAAUGCUGCAGCAGGCCUGAAUGCGCCGAGCAUAUAAUGUGCUUGGCCUCCAACGAUCCAGUCGAAGUGUUGCUUCGUAAGCAACCACCAUCGGUCACCGCUUCCUUCUACCAACGCGUCAAAUUUCUUAUCGAAGAAAACUCUGUACAAAGCUACGCACAUAUGGAUGAAUAUUCAGAAAGCGAGUUCUGGAAUUCCUUUACACCAUGCCGAGUGUCGGUGAUGCGGGGGCAGGUAGUGUCGCCGCAGGGGCUCGGCAUCAUCGGCAUCAGGGUCUCUGUUGACCGCGAGGCCAGAUUUGGAUUCACGCUUACAAGACAAGGCGGAUGGUUCGAUGUGUUGGUGAACGGCGGAGGAGCAGUGACUCUACAGUUUCAGCGGUCGCCAUUUAAGCCUUUGAGGAAGACAGUUUUCGUGCCAUGGAAUCAAAUUGUUGUAUUACCACCUGUUCAGAUGGAACUCAGUGACGACAGCAUUAAAGUACCGACGCCGAGAGCUCCUCCGAGGCUAGAUUGGUCACCGAUGCCCCAAUGGUGGGAGGCUGAAACUCCUCCGUGCAGUGCUCAUGAUCACGAACGACUCAGGCCUGAGGUGGUCGCAAUGCCAGCUCUCGCCGCCCCGGCAGUUUCAUCUCCUACCACAUCCACUGUUAUAUACCCUGAAGCUCAGAUCGUUAGUGAGUCCAUCGGCAUACCGGGUUCGUCUGUAAAGUUAACAUACCGUUCGUCGCAAGCAGCUGGAUAUUUAUCUUGUGUACACAUCCAAUUGACCCGAAGAGUGGUUCCGGCGUCUCUUACACGGGUUCAUGUGCGUGUUGAAAUCGAGGGUUCUCUACACACUCACACUUACGAAGCGGACCCUGAUUUGACCCAUGUGUUUGCUUGGAAUAAGAGGAAUGUCUAUAAACAAAAGGUGUACGGUCAAGCUCAAGCUAAAAUAUCAAUUGGCUACGAAUACACAACUUGUUCAGCAAUAGUUUGGGAAACGCAGACUGCCACUUUAUCUGGUUUUGACGUAGAUAUUUCUGACAUCGGAGGAUGGGGUUUGGAUAUUCACCAUCAUUACAACUUCCAUGAAGGCAUACUGCAAAAAGGAGACGGGGCUUUAUUACAUUUGAAACAAUAUCCUAGAACUGUACAGGUUGUAAUGGGCACAGGUCUUCAAAGAUCACUGAAUUGUCCUGAUCAUUGUAACGGGAAAGCAGCGGACUCUCGACUUCUUACGCCAACUGCUCUUACAUCUGGGCCUGAUGGAUCUCUUUAUGUCGGCGACUUCAACCUCGUCCGUCGUAUUACACCUGAAGGAGUAGUUACAACCAUAUUACAGUUAGAAACAACACAAGUCGCAUAUCAAUACUAUAUCUGCAUAUCGCCAGCAGAUGGGUAUCUUUACAUAUCAGACUCGGAAAGGCAUCAAGUAAGAAGAGUCAUAGUUCUAGAUAAAGUGCGUGACCCAGCAACUAAUUCUGAACCUAUUGUUGGAAACGGAGAUCGAUGUGUACCAGGAGAUGAUACCAACUGCGGUGAUGAAGGACCUGCUGUCAAAGCAAAGUUGGCCCACCCGAAAGGUCUCGCUAUUGCAGCAGAUAGAACAAUGUACAUUGCAGAUGGAACUAAUAUUCGUGCUGUUGAUCCCAGUGGCAUUAUACACACUCUUGUAGGACACCAUGGACACCAUAACCAUUGGUCACCGGUUCCGUGUCGUGGUGCAAUCCCUCCAUAUGAUGCUCAAUUACAAUGGCCUACUGGCGUUGCUUUAUCUCCAUUAGAUGGUUCAUUAUACUUCAUAGACGAUAGAAUAAUUCUCAAGUUGACUGUUGAUAUGAAAAUAAAAGUAGUUGCUGGUCAACCCUCACACUGCAGACUUGGAAGUGAUGGUAAGCCAAUCGCCAAACCUGCAAACAGAACGAAUACAGAUUUUAGAGAAGAUUCUAGCUUGGGAACAAUUUUGGCUUUAUCAUUUGCACCAAGCGGAAUUCUAUAUGUAGCCGAGUCAGAUGCUAAGAAAACAAAUACUAUUAAAACGAUUGAUCCCUCUGGAAAGAUCAUGCAUUUUGCUGGGAAGUUACAAGAAAACUUAAAAGAAUUAAGUUGUGAAUGCAACACUUCAAUUUCGGCCACUGUUAUACCUACAAAUCCUAGAGACGAAGUCGCUGGAUGCCCAUGUCGCUUGAGUGUAGCAGUUGGAGAUGAACCCCCAACUAACACAGAAACUUUACUAUCGUCUAAUGCUAAAUUCCAAACAAUUUCCGCAUUAGCCGUCACUCCUGAUGGCGUUUUGAACGUUGUUGAUCAAGGCUCGCUGCAUAUAUUGGCAUUAAAACAUUAUUUACCGUCUCAUGAUGAAAAUGGAGAAUUUAGAAUACCGUAUCCACCAACAUCUGAAAUUUAUGUAUUUAAUCGUUACGGUCAACAUAUAACAACAAAAGAUUUAACAUCAGGAAAGACUAGAUAUUCCUUCUUAUAUUCAAAGAACACUAGUUUUGGCAAAUUGUCAACGGUAACAGAUGCUUCAGGCAACAAAAUUCAACUAUUAAGAGAUUACAGUAACAUUGUUAGUUCUAUUGAGAACACACAAGAUCAUAAGCUCGAACUUAAAAUAUCAGGAAUUGGUUAUUUAACAAAAAUAACGGAAAAAGGAACUUCUGAAAUAGAAUUGGAUUACGAUGCAAACAGUGGAUUACUUAACAGUCGAACAGGGGCUGGUGAUACAGUUAUUUACACGUAUGAUGAACUUGGUCGUGUUACAAAAAUUAUAAUGCCAUCAGGGGAACAAGUUCAUAUUACCUCGGGACUCGCUAAAAAUUAUGGUCUCGCUGUAACUGUUUCAAAUCCAACAAGUACAAUUCCAGUAGGCGUCUCAAAGAAAUGUGAAUAUGUUUUGCAUGGCCAGUCCUUUAAACAAAUCACCAUUAACAACGGAAAGCAAAUAACAGAAGGCCGUAUGUUUACUAACAAUACUUUAGUUAUUGAUACGCCAUGGUCAGGAAAAUUCGAAAGCAUUGCAGCUGCAAAGCAUCCUUUACUUGAAGCUGCUUUACCUAUUGAAGCUGAAAUGCUUCAUAUGUGGUCACAUCAAACUACUACCUUUGGAGACGGCUUAAUCAAUAAUAUGUACUCCUUAUACACAUUAGUUGGUGAUGUGAGGAAUCCUCAACAAACCCUUAAUAGAGAAAUUUGGGUUAACGAUUCUCGAGUUUUAAUCAUUGAGUUUGAUCAAUUUAAGAGCAAAGAAACUUUCUUCAAUGCAGAUCGGAUUUCUUUGUUUACCAUUGCAUAUGAUGUAGCUGGGUUGCCACUAUCUUUUACGCCUCAUGGCGCUGGUGUGCCUCUCAAUAUAUCAUACGACAGAUUUUAUAGGAUAAAUGGGUGGAAAUGGGGCGUCACAGAAGAAUCAUAUAGUUAUGACCCUCACGGCAUGCUGUCUGAAAUAACUAGCUCUCAAGAUGGCACUAAAUUUAUUUAUUACAACGAUGGAAAUCUCGUCUCUAGAAUAUCAUUAGCUAGUCAAAGAAACUUUAAAUAUAAGUACGAUGGAGACGGUGGAUUGACCCAUGUUAUAUUACCUUCUGGAAGUAAUCAUUCAUUUAGUGUUCAACCCUCAAUAGGCUUUUUACGUGUAACGUACACACCACCGGGGUCUACCAAGAAAUAUUUACAACACUAUUCUCAUACUGGAGAACUUUUGCAAACUGUUUUCCCAGGUGAUGGCGCUCGCAUUAUUUAUCGCUACUUCACUACCAAUAAAAUAUCAGAAGUGAUUCACGGAGACGGUCAAACUCAAAUUCAUUACUCCGAAAAUAGUGGUUUACCCUCUGAAAUAUUACAUGUGGAUAGAGAUGUAGAUUACCGUUGGGAAGCGACUUACGCUGGAGGAUUACUAGUUGAAGAAAGGCUGGACUACGGUGCAAAAACAGGAUUGAGCAACGCAAAAAUUAUUUACGAAUACGAUAAUAACUACAGGGCAACGGCCGUACAAGGACGUAUAGGUGGUCAGACACUUAUACCACAUCACAUAGUAUAUAAUAGUAAAACGGGUGCUCCUGAAGUUUUAGGUCAAUUUACUGUUUCUAAGCAAAAGUGGAAUGAAACUUCUGUAUACGAUGGUAUUGCAAUGUUUUCAAGAACUUUGAGUGAACAGUUUCUUGAAAAAGAAAUAACUGUUAACAUUCAUAGGAUGGAAGUGUUCAGGAUGGAAUUUUCUUACGACAGACACGGUAGAAUAUCACAAACUCGAACGCACACUCGAAAUGUUGGAGUCAAUACAUAUACUAAUGUAAAAAAUUAUACUUGGGAUUGCGAUGGUCAAUUAACUGGCGUAGAAGCACAGGAACCAUGGGGCUUUAGGUAUGAUGAUAAUGGGAACAUGCUUUCCUUGACGUAUAGGGGAAAUACUAUCCCUAUGGAAUACAAUGACAUGGAUCGUAUAAUUAAAUUCGGCGAAGGCCAAUAUCGUUACGACAGCCGAGGUCUCGUUUCUCAAAACGCCAGAGAGGAACGGUUCCAAUACAAUGCUAAAGGAUUAUUGAUAAGGGCUACAAAACGAGGCAGAUUUGACGUCCGUUACUACUACGACCAUCUUGACAGAUUAUCUACGAGAAAAGAUAAUUUUGGAAAUGUCACACAAUUUUUCUAUACUAAUAAAGAAAAGCCACACGAGGUUAGCCAUAUUUAUUCACCAAGAGAAAAUAGAUUCAUGACGCUGGUUUAUGACGACAGAGGACAUCUUAUUUAUACUCAGGUUGCCCGACACAAGUAUUACAUUGCUACAGAUCAAUGUGGAACACCAGUCAUGGUAUUUAAUCAAUAUGGAGAAGGCAUUCGUGAAAUAAUGAGAUCUCCAUAUGGCCAUAUUGUCUAUGAUUCCAAUCCAUAUUUAUAUUUACCAGUAGAUUUUUGUGGUGGGUUAUUAGAUCAAGUUACAUCCCUCGUUCAUAUGGCAAACGGAAAAGUGUAUGAUCCUCUCAUUGGGCAAUGGAUGUCUCCACUUUGGGAAAACCUAAUUGAAAGAAUACAUAAUCCCACUCAGCUGCAUCUAUACAGAUUCAAUGGGAAUGAUCCAAUUAACGUCCGACCACAAAAUAAGAAACCAACAGAUCACUUAUCUUGGCUAAAACUUCUCGGCUAUGACACCAAGAGUCUGGCACCGCAAUUGUAUCCUGAUGAAUUGCCAGGUGGCUCAAUACUACCAAGUAUUCCACGGGGUCGGCCAGUAUGGGGAACCGCACCAGUCGACGGUGGCCCAGGACUACCAUCUGCAAUGUCGUUACUGCCAAGCGUUACCAUUGAAUCUGGUUUCCUAUCUCACAUGGCAAAUAAGAGGAUAGCUGAUUUCAGAAGUCUUUCUAUACCAGCAAUGUCUGCAUUAAAAACGGAUGCCCUCAACCUUGCACCAAAACGAAUUGGUUCUGAUUCCGAACCACCUUUCGGCCGUGGUAUUUUAAUUUCACGUAAUUCACGUGGACGUGCAGUAGUCACAACAGUUCCAUCCGCAAACGCUAUAUAUCGAGACGUUUAUACAUCGGUUUUUAAUAGAUCCCAUUUACUGCCGUUCUCUUUCGUAGUUCAUGGGGACCAGCAAGAUGUGUUUUAUUUUGUAAAAGAAGAUACGUGGCGCGCGGCCGACGAUAAACAACAACUGAAACGUAUGCAAGGAAAGUUAAAUGUAACGUUCCACGAGGUAGCUGAAGGCGGUCGUUCCUAUGCAGAUGUCAAGAUUCACGGACAAACAAGUAUUGUGAACCUUCGUUACGGAACGAGCGCUGAAAGAGAGAAACAACGUCUUCUUCAUCAUGCUAGAGCUUCUGCAGUGCGGAAGGCUUGGCACAGAGAAAGGGAGGCGUUGCGCGCUGGACUAGGAGGCUCAUUAGAUUGGUCAGCGGCAGAGUUAGACGAAAUACAGAAAGCGGGUUCGGCGGCCGGCUACGAGGGCGAAUAUGUUCACGAUGUCGCGCGAUACCCCGAGCUCGCUGAGGACCCGUACAACGUGCGUUUUGUGAAGAAACGCUCAGACCGAGCGGAAAGGCGACGACGGAAGCGUGAAGAUUGCAAAGCGCCCUGGUGGCUCGCUUGGGACGACCUCUGC